ACUGCGUACAGUGAGCUCGUGAGCUCCGUUCAUCAGUGAAGACAAAACAAGUCUGCAAACCCCCACAAUUGUGAAUUGACGGGACAAGAAACAGUCAAUUAUGUUCAGCUGACUGUGCGUGUUUUAUGCGGGAGAAGUGGUUCUCGUUCAAACAACCAUCCGAAGACAGGUCGGCGGCGGAUCGGCGCGUCGGCGGCGGAGGAGCAGAACCGCACAGAGAAGCGCGGUAGGAGAGGAGCCGCUCUGUGGCCGGAGAGAAGCGGUGUUGUUUUUCAAGAAAAGAGGAGCAGAAUUGAUCGGAUGUAUAAAGACUUGUUCCUGACACCACGGACUGUGGCUGGGCUGUGAACUAAAGAAGAGGGGUUUAAAGUUGUCACGGGAGGAAUAACCGGCGCACCCUGCACACAACGGGAUCCGCAUCUUAAUCAUUUGCGCUUUUUACACGGGAGACGCGAGGAUUUGUGGACAAAGUAGAAACCCGGUUAUACUUGUGGCUGCUCAAUAACGAAAGCACGUUUUGUCAGUUGAAAGUAUAUUUUUUGUUCAUAUGAUUUUUUUCCCUUCCUCAAUGUGGGGUGGUUCAAAUGAGCACGAGAGCGGAUUUACAUGACUGGGACAAGUUGUGAUUUUUUUUCUUUUUCACCGUCAACACAAGAAGCUGUUUGCUAUAAAACACACACAGUUCCUCCAAAACCAAAGACAUCAAUGUGCUUAAGGAUCCAAGAGACUUGGCGAGAGAAAUACCUCAUAAUUUAUUAUACCUGGAAAGUCAAAGCCCCGUUUGACCUCCCAAAGGAAAGUUACACAUUUGUGUGAAUGUGUUAGACUGUGGCUGCUGUCUCUUUCCUCUCAAUAUUUAGAAAAACAAACAAAAAAGGAAUAACAUCCGAACAAUCUAGCAACUAUUCCUGCACUAUCUAGCCAAGGCUUUAUCAUUUAUCCCAAAUAAUGAGGAUUGAGAUGAUAUAAAACCUGUUUUAGAAGCUAUCUGAUGUUGAUGAUCACCGCUACAAUUAUCUCAGCUUGACCUCGACCUUCACCAAGUAGCAGAGUGCAGAAGGUUGGAACAAUGCCAGAUUCACCUGCGGAUGUGAAAACCCAGCCCAGGUCCACCCCACCCACCAUGCCUCCUCCACCCCCGGCUGUCAGCCAAGCAACCAAUCGCAAUGCUUCAUGCACCCCGGCUACGAGUAAAUCAAUGCUGAAUGGGAGCAGCCACUCUCCUACAUCGCUGAACGGUGCUCCGUCCACGCCCAACGGCUUCAGUAAUGGGCCGGCAAUGUCGUCGACGGCCUCACUUUCCAACCAGCAGCUCCCUCCAGCUUGUGGUGCCCGGCAACUCUGCAAACUGAAGCGCUUCCUGACCACGCUACAGCAGUUUGGCAACGACAUAUCGCCUGAGAUUGGGGAGAGAGUACGCAGCCUUGUGCUGGGGCUGGUGAACUCCACUCUCACCAUCGAGGAGUUUCACUCCAAACUUCACGAGGCCACCAACUUCCCUCUGAGGCCGUUCGUCAUUCCCUUCCUGAAGGCAAACCUGCCCCUGCUGCAGAGAGAGUUGCUCCAUUGUGCCAGGUUGGCCAAGCAGACUCCAGCUCAGUAUCUGGACCAGCACGAGCAGCUCCUCCUGGACGCCAAUGCUAGUUCGCCCCUCGACUCCUCUGAGAUCAUGCUGGAGAUGAAUGAGCACGGCAAGAGAACGACCCCUGACAGGACCAAAGAGAGCUCAGAGAGAGAUGGGUUGCACCCGGAACACAUGGCCAAGAGGCCGUGCACCAUCAGCCCCAGUCAACGCUUCAGCCCCAGCACAGGUCUUCCUGCUCAGCCACCACCCAACGGCCUUCCCACACACCCUCCCAACGGCCUCCCCACACACCCUCCCAACGGCCUGCCCCUCCCACCCAACCCCCAAGUGGGACCCCAACACUAUCGCUUAGAAGACAUGGCCCUGGCGCACCAAUACAGAGACGCUUACAGACACAAUGAACACCGCGACGCCCGGGACCGGCUGCGGCAGACAGCGGUACAUGGAGCACGCCAAGAGGAGGUGAUUGACCAUCGUCUGACAGAUCGAGAGUGGGCAGAGGAAUGGAAGCACCUAGAUAAUCUCCUGAACUGCAUCAUGGAUAUGGUGGAGAAGACGCGCCGCUCUCUGACGGUGCUGCGCCGCUGCCAGGAGGCUGACCGGGAGGAGAUGAAUCACUGGAUUCGGCGCUAUAGCGACGUGGAGGAGAUGAAAAAAGGUGGGAGCAACGGACAGCACUGCCUUCCUCCUCCUCUUCCUCCUCCUAACCACAACUCCUCCUCCAACACAGCUAGCAGCAGCGAGUCACUGCCCAUAGGAACUCCCUCGGAUGCUGAAAGGCAGACAGGCAGACAGACAGAGAUCCACAGAGACUUCUUACACAGGCCUCCCUCAGGAUACCUGCCAGAAGAAAUCUGGAGGAAAGCUGGUACUACAAGCAUCCCACUCUCCCCAGCACUAAAGCACCUCCAAAACAGGCAGGAGGAGGCAGUGAUAGAGGUUAAGCGACAGGCAAUGUCAGAACUGCAGAAGGCAGUGUCCGAUGCUGAGAGGAAAGCCCAUGAGAUGAUUUCAGCCGAACGCUCUAAAAUGGAGAGGGCGCUGGCCGAGGCCAAGAGGCAAGCCUCUGAGGAGGCACUAACAGUCAUCAACCAGCAGGAGGACUCCAGUGAAAGCUGCUGGAACUGCGGGAGGAAAGCCAGUGAGACGUGCAGCGGCUGCAACACGGCUCGCUACUGCGGCUCCUUCUGCCAACACAAAGACUGGGAGAAGCACCACCAUGUCUGUGGUCAAGGCCUGCAGGGGAUGCCAGGGGGCAGCAGUGUCCCUCUAGGCACCCCCUCCAGUGCGCCCCCCACCCACUCGGAGAGCACUCCUCCAGGAGCCUUGUCCUUGGCAGGCCAGAGCAGUAUUGUGGGAGGGGCUGGCAGCGGCAGUGGAAGUGUCUCUGCCAGCCCCAAGGAGAGCAGUUCCAGCAGUGCCUCUCGCUCCACAACUCCAGCUACCCCCGCCCUACUGGAGGCCACCUCUCGUUGACGACGGACCUUUGUCCCUUCCUGCAUACUGAUGCGACGGUGCCCACACUCCACACAAAACCAAACUGAGGAAUCUUCAUUGCACACUGCUCCCUUUCCUCCUCCCCUAUUUCAGUCCUUAUUUCCCUCAUAUCCUAAGCUCUUCUGAAAAUCUUCUCACUACCUGAUGAUAGACUGACUCAACUAGUCACCUUCCCCCAAAAAUACGUGUUAUGUCUUUGUCUCCUUUACAACCACAGCCACAAAUACAAAGAUUCCUGCCUGGGGCUCAGUGUAGUGGAAAGCAUGACACGUGUUUCCUAUCUCUGUGUUCAGUCACAGAAACAUAUCACAUGUGUUUUGCUGGAAACAUGAGCUUUGACUUGAAGAUGUGGCUAAAAUGUGUCCUCAGUAAUGUAGGCACGUUAAAUACGGUCUGCAUGAGGACACAAGACAAGGGCAACAGUGAUGGGGGGAUGACUAGGCUGAAUAGCACUUGCAUUGGAUUUCCCUUUAAUUUAGCACCAAUGUGAAUGCAGUACUCAGCCCUUAGAUGUGCACUACCUGUGCAAACAGUUCACUGAUGUGGCACUUCAUUUGGAGUGUCCUAACGGAGACAGGCAAGGACAAAAUAUACUUUUUUUCAAAAGGAUGAUGGAAAGGGAAAAACCUGUGAUGCGAUUAAUUCCUCAGAAACACAGCUUAGUAUUUAUUCAAUGUUUCUUUCUGGCUUUAAGGGAAAAUAAAGAAAAGUCCAAAUAUUCUAAUUAAAGAAUAGUAGUGGUGAUGAUGCGGAUGAUGAUAAUAACGAUAAUAAUGAUAUGAAAAUGAAUUAAUUUUAAACUGCUAACUACCUUGCUAGCGAGCCAAGAAAAUCUACACCGGACUCACCUCUCUGCACCAUUGUGAACCCAAAUGAAUUCAAAGAUAAAUGAAACAUAACAUGAUCCAAACCUUUGUAUUACACUGCCAAAGUGAGUAAGUAAGCGAUACGGAGAAGCACUCAUCGUAUAACCAAACGCAAAGCAACAUCACCUCCUCAACAGAAAAGCCAACCCUGAGAGGUCCAGGCUGCAGAGACGCUGCAGAACGGGACCCAGAGGUAGUCAGACUGUGACCUGCUCUGAUCUGCAGCUGCCUCCUGUAGUCUGGACACAACUACAGCGAUUCCUCAGCGAUGGCCCAGACUAGUGAAUAAGGAACAUGCUGUGAACUUGCCUAUAAGAAAGACUUCAUGAAAUGGAUGGAAACCCUGCCACAGUGUAAUUUUGUUUUUGUGAAUUGUACCAGAGAGGACAGUGAGGAAAAAAGAAGAAAGGAAAAGCUAUACAGCCUCAAUGGAGAUGAUGAUACAUAAAUGGCAAAAGAGCUGCCAAAAACCUCAAAACAAGCUUGAAAACAUUGUCCAAGAAGGCUUUGCAUACUAUGGCUUAUGAGAAGAUUGUUUCUAAGUCUUUUUCUUUUUUUUUAAAGCUCCACAAGAAGGGGACAUUUUGAGGAAUUGGUAUUACCUUUACAUUCACUCCCUCCUUUUCCAAAGCAUGACAAACAGAUAAAAAGAGCCUUGUGAAGAGCGGUGUAGACUUGGUUCUCCUCUCUUUCUACCUCCCCUGACCCCACACCUCCCUUCUGGUGCUCUUCCCCAAUGACUUGACUCAAGUCUGCCCCUUCGGACAGAGCCGCGGAGCAGUCCCGUGGGAAGGGUUCGGAACCUGCUUGUAGAUAUUGUUCUUCUUUCAAAUUUCAAUAAUGUCUCUUGUCGCUGAUGUCCACAUGUGCUGCCCUUGUGUAUAUCCAGAAAGAUAGACUUUGUUUUGGUUUUGUUUCCUUUAAUUUUCCUCCUAUAAGUUUGGGCUGUGCGGUAAGGUCAGACCAAGGAGGACACUCACUUAUGAGAGGAAGCCCAGCAUUGUACUUAUUGUUUGAUUUGUUGUAUCUAUAUUAAUGAGAUGAAACCCCUCUUGUAGAAUAUUUUGUAUUGCUCACAUUGUAAGACAGUGAGAGGACGGAGGUGCAAUAUGAAGAGAAUUCAGCUACUGAAUGGAACCUCAGCAACUGCCCAUAGGGUGUCAUAUAAUAUAGAUACAUAUAAAUAUAUUUAAAGUAACAUCGGUAACUUAAUGUGAAUGUACAUAGUAUUUAAAGAGGUCCAAAAAUGUGUUUGCCAAAUAACAGAAACCGUUAAAGUUUAAUGUCCAGAUUAUGAUUUUUUUCACAGUACCUUUUAUUUCUCAAAUUUGUCAACCUUUUUUCUUUUUCUCACACAAAUUAAUCAAUUUAGAUUUGUCCUCAAAUCAAAGUAUCAUGUGACUCUGAGCGGAGGGGACUGUUGGUAACAGAGGUAAAGUGGCUUCAUACAAUGCAUAGCUGACAAUGGAUGAAAACAGAUCAAAGGUGGAUGGACACUAUGUGACACUAUAUUUAAUGAAUUAGGUCUUAAUUUACGAUAUUUAUACCAAGAAACUAUUUUUAUGUUUCAUUUUAAUCUUCCUAAUUUGUAUGCAAUGGUGCAAUUGGGACUCAAAGUUGUGUCAUGUGCUUCAUUCACCCCAGGUCAGUUUAUAUCCUGCAGGAGGGGACUCAACAGUGUGUAUUGACAAAGAAAAUCCCAAAUAUAUUCAAAAGUUUGAAACAAAAAAGGAUAAAGUCGUGGCUCAGUUUCAAAUUUAGCUCAUUCACAACAUAUUCAAUAAUUGUCAAACUUGAUAUAUCAUGUCAAGUGUUCUGUCUCUGCCACAGCAGUGACACUCUCUCUCUCUCUUGGCCCUCAUCAACCUCUGCUUGAGUGUGUGUGUGUGUGUGUGUGUGUGUGUGUGUGUGUGUGUGUGUGUGUGUGUGUGUGUGUGUGUGUGUGUGUGUGUGUGUGUGUGUGUGUGUGUGUGUGUGUGUGUGUGUGUGUGUGUGUGUGUGUGUGUGUGUGUGCAUGAGUGCAUGCAUGCGUGAGUGUGUGAGUUUAGGAGUAUUUGUUUCCCCUAAAAUACAGGGCAAGCCAUUACUGUAGGAUUAAGUGAUAUGCCAGUGUUAAGCGGAAGUAAACCUAAACGCUAAUUUUGAUACCCAAUCUUUGCAAUGUUUUUUUUUUUUUUUACAGAUUACUGUUUAUUUAUAAAAAAGGUUAGGCAUGAGCUAAAUAUCUAUUUCCAGGCCAAGAGAGUAGUAUCACAUGCUCCAGCAGUACGCCUCUGCUAAAUACAUAAAUGCUAAACAGUCCCCAGGCCUUUACUUAAAGCAACAGAGGGCCUGUAACAGCCACGCUCACACCAAUUUGUGUUUGAUGAUUGUAAAUGCUACACAGUUGGCCUCACACCCACUUGGACCAAACUUGGAAACAUGUUCAUCAAUAAAUGGAUGAAGUGAAUCCUUUUAUUUGGACUAUCUGAGACACAUAAUUCGAAUGGGAUAAGCUACGCGGUAGCCCUGCUACUGUGUGUAACAUUGUUUAAUGUUUGUUUUGAUCAUUGUGAUAUGGUGUUGACCUCAGCCUUUUUCUGUCAUUUCCUCUGUUCCCCCUGAUGUCCAUCUCCUCCACUACACCCAGACCAUUGUUCACACUAGCUACCUCCUGUGACCAUACAGCUAACCACCAGGAGAGGUUGACCUGGACUUUGAAAAGCUGUUGCAGACAUGGUGGCGCACAAUCAAACAGGAGUGUUCCGUCUAAAAAUUAUAAAAACUAAAUUGUUGAAAGGAAUUGCCAUUACCCAUGAUGUAGAAAAGUAUCUAUUCUCACCAGGCCUCAGCUGUUUGAUCCAUAGUUAUGAUCACAUCCCACUAACCAAACUGAUACUGCCGGAAUUUAGUAGUUGGUACACGUACUGUACAGUCAAGCUUGCAUACUACCAAACUGAACACAGAAUCAACCAUGACAUGUCAUUUGUUGUCCAAAACCAAUAAAAGCACAGACCAAAGUACUCUAUUGCCAUAAUAGGCUUUGACACAGUGUGUAUUGACAGACCAGAAAUAAUAAGGUUAGAGAUCCACUACACCAGUUAACCAAAGUGUCUGAAAUACACACAAUCAGGGCACAAGAGUGAAGAGCAUGUUUAAUGAACUCGCAGAGUUUCAAAUGUGUAGAAUUUUUAUUCAAGCAAUCAAAGCGCUUGUUGUCUACAUACUGAAUACUGCUUCUGUAAAAAUAAUAGAAGCAUCUUCGUUAGAAAAGCCUACUGAUUGCCUGUUUUUACAGUUACAAAGCCUUGCAGAGAUAAAAAAAAAAAAAUAGAAAAAAAUGAAUGCAUGUGUGUGUGUGUGUGUGUGUGUGUGUGUACAUGUGUUUGUGUGACUGGAGGUGUGUUUGCUUUUGUAAGAAAAAAUGAAAAAUCAUACCUUUUCUUCUUGUCUCUGUACAAAAUACUUGAAAAUUUCAGAGCUUUAAUGAAACAUCCCAGACGGACUAUAGUGGCAGAUCGAUUCACAAUAUGUAGCAACAGCUUUUGUGCAGUAAUCCGCAUCAAAACAACAUCAUAAUGACAGUUCCAUUCAACUCUUUAAUGCUUUGCGUGUGUCUCAUGUCUGCAAGUAAGCCCUCAGAUGAACUAUAACAAAGCCAAACCCAGCAGACCGCUUAUAAAUGACCAAAAUACAACCAAAAGCUACAACUUUCUCUUCUGAUUUCACUUUGGUUAUGUUUUUUGUGCUACGCCCCGGCAUGAGAGAACGUCAACAUGAUCGAUUGUGUGUUGGACAUGAGGCUGUAGUCUGUACAGGACAGAUCCAAUUGUCUCCCACUCAAAUUCUCCCUCCUGAUUUCAUUGGACAGGACACAAAAAAACAUGUUCUGUUCCGCCGGGUGCAAGCUUCAUUAAGUCGAAUGAUAUUUGUGCCGAGGUGUCAUAUACUUUUCUCUGUGAAGAUAUCAUAGAUGGCAAACGCAUAAGGGCUCUGAUGUUGUGAAUAUCAUCCAUGGGGUCUCUAAACACUUUACAUCAGCCACUUUUCUGUUGGUUUGACUAUGUACAUGAUAUGGGCAAGACGCAUGUUUAGAAAAAAGGCAAAUAUUAGCAGGUUGGCAUUUGUCUCUCCCUACCCCAACCAGUAACUCUACCAAUGAAAUUUCAACGCUCAUCCAAUGUGAUGGUGACACGUCCUUCCUGUGAAACAGGCACUGAUGAGUAGCUACAGUAGAAAGCUAGAGUGGCAAACAGUGGAUACAGCACUUGUUUUCCCCAAAGCCAUGGCUCAGGAUGGUCCUGUUUUUACCUUUACAUAAAUUGAAAAAAAGGUUUAUGUUUUUUUUUAUGUGUAGGGAAGCAUUCUAUACUGUAUUGUGCAAUACAUUAUUACAGAAAAACAUCUUUCUGUAGGAAAGUUUGGCGCUUUGAAGAACUUUCUCCUUUUGAUUUAUUUCCCUCUUCAAGAAGGUCCUGUUGCCGUUUUUAGAUGAAGUUAACUGUGCCAGAAGAAUUUAAUUCUGAUUUUUAUUUAUUUCUUGCAUGCUUUCCUCCCUGUUGCUAAUACCGCUCUUUAACUGUUCGCUCUGUUGGAUGUGUGAAGCUGUAAAACAUUCUAAUUCAGGUUAUUGUCUGUGUUGAACAAUGUAACUGUGUAAUUAAAACAUGAAAUGAAGUAUU
Molecule: messenger RNA, 8609 nt
Organism: Pseudoliparis swirei
Lineage: Eukaryota; Metazoa; Chordata; Actinopteri; Perciformes; Liparidae
Gene: cbfa2t3
Product: CBFA2/RUNX1 partner transcriptional co-repressor 3
Exons: 12
Coding region: 1070-3061 (663 amino acids)
Biological process (GO): DNA-templated transcription; negative regulation of DNA-templated transcription
Cellular component (GO): nucleus
Molecular function (GO): transcription corepressor activity
Source: RefSeq, a predicted model, not a curated record